CGAGGACGGCGAGACGCCUUUGAGCUCGUCUUGGCCACCAUAAGCUCGUCAAAGAGCACCGUCGAUGCCCAGACUCGUUUGCCUCGUCAGCACAUGGAAUUUUUCCUUGGGGGCCGUCGUCGCUGGCUUUAUUUUCCGCCUUGCUUCCCUUUUGCCGGCGGACGGCCCGACAAAGACAACCUCAUCUAGGCCCAGAAGAAGUCGCUCGUUGCCACCCUUGGCGCUGCACGUGUCGUUGGGCAAGGUACAAUGCAGAUGCAGUCAGCCCAAAGAAUGCAACCUUGGCCUGACCCGACCGACAUCUUACCACUCACCCACUGUGCCACUCGAGAAGAGGGAAGGACAAGGGACCACGCCAGUGGGGAACGGGCAGUUAGUUCAUUGCCAGGAUGAAAAGGGCCGCCAGUACCAGCCAGCAUAGUAGGGCACGGUCUCCCGUUUGCGCCCAGGGCACAGGCCGUUGCAUGACCAACACCAACAGACACCCAGGGGUUCUUCUCGUCAGCUAUCCCAGACGGCCAAUUUGUGUUGAAUUGUCUCCCGUCUCCCCUUACCUUCUGCAACAAGCAGCUGGACGGCUAGGGCUGUCUGUGAAAGAGGCCAGGAAAAAUGUCCCGACUGGACGGUUGAGGAACAGAGAAACAUCCACUACUCAGCGGCAAGGCUGGCCGUGAGGGGCGCCCAGAAAUUUCGGGUACUUCUCGGGGCCUAUGGGGCCGCUGGCGGUCAUGCAUCGUGACUACGGGGACAGAGUAGGAGUGCUGAUUCUAAGGGUACCAUACUUAGCGAGGUGCGAGGUUGCAACGCCUGCCUUCUCCCCAAGUAGCCCAGGCCCUGGCAACUUCCUCGCCUCUCUCGACAAAUCAAGACGUGCAAGGUCUCGAUGUGGGUGUGCUGCCCGUUGUGUCUACUAGCAGCUGCCAUUCCCCAGUACCCAUCCCUGCGACCGGAGGAAUGCAGUCAAGACACACAGGUGUCUCGCCCUUGGCUGCAUCUGGACCGCCGCCACCCGUUCCUCUCAGGGAAAUACCUUCUCGUUUCUGCAUGCAAUAUCCAGAACCUUGGAAGUACCAGGUACCUAGCCGCUACUGCUCCUCGCCGUCUCCGGUUGGCCGUCUGCUGUCUGGGACGAGGUCACUGCAGAGGCAUCCGUUCCGUCCCUCCUCGCCCCGUCGCACUCACGCUGCUCUGGGCGGCUCAGUUCGGGCCCGGAACUGAGGUAAGCCACUGGAAAGGCGUCCUUCCAAGCCCCCGCUUCCUCUGCUCCUCUUCCGUCUUCUUUCAUGCCGGACAAAGGACGUCGCUGUGUCUUCUGCAUCCGGGAGACCUCGUGGGCUGGCAUUCUUUGAUCCGCAUCUGCUGACGACCAGACACCAAUGCGGCCUUAACUACAUUGCGUUCCAGUGGUUGACCGGGAUUUCCGAGGUCUAGCCUUUUUUCUUGCUUCGCUGGUUUAUCAUCAUGUCCCAGCUGUGAUACCCGCCCCUCCCACUCAUCUUCUUGCACCUCACUCCUUCCCUUCCACACAGACGUUGAAGAUUCGCGAUUUCGGGGGAAACUUCAUAUCCCCUUGUCCUCGUAGAUAGCGCUGCCUAUCUUUUCCCUGUCUCUUUUCCCUCCCCAUAUUUAGCCCUCCUUAUCGACAAAGCAGGGACGCACACAACAAUAACGCGGCCUCGGAGGCCUAAACGGGAGUAGAGAUGCCUCAAUCACGAGCUGCCUCCUUGGCUGGAGUCCUGCUCGGCGCCCUGGCCCUUACGCCAAUGACCCAGGCCCAGCAUGGCGGAUGGAUCAAGGACCAGGUCAACACAACCAUGUGCUUUUGGGAACAGCUGCGAGGGCACCAACUAAGGGACACCAUCUAUCUGGAUGGUGGCCUUCUCGGCUGGAGGCCAGGCAUGAGCACUGGGGAAUAUGGCCCAAUAAACGCCGAUAACAAUCCUUUCGCUCUCAUGUACAAGCUGAGGCUGGGAAAGGCGUUCAAUAUCACGGACAACAUCACCUCAGUGCUGGAGACUCUGUCGAAGGCACCUGGAUCGGGUGCCGGGAAUAACAUCGCCCCAAAUUACUACGACGGGGCUCUUCUGGGCAACGACAAGGCCUUCUAUUUAUACGGCGGUCUUCUGACCAAGACGGACACCCUCAGCGCGCCCGAGCGCGACAGUGUCUACGCCUACCGUGGCUACCAGGCCAACCCAGAGUCCCGCGCGGCCUUCUCCCCUGGAUUUUUCCUCAACAGGCUGCCCACGAACCUGACGCGCUACCUCGCAUACGGCGGCGCCGCGUCCGCACCGUCGGAGAACAAGGCAUGGUACUUUGGGGGUCAACACUCGCCGUCCUGGGGUCCCAUCUACACUCCAACGCUUAACAAUUCGGAAAACGCCAUCAACGCCUCCAAUACACUCAUCACUCUCGAUAUGAGUGGUCCAGAUGGCACGGAGAAGUGGUCCAACGUCACGCUUGACAACGUCAAGGGCCGUGCCAAUCCCGAACUUGUCUGGGUUCCCUACGGCGCCCAGGGUCUGCUCAUUGCCAUCGGAGGCGUCACCUACCCCGACUUCGACAACGGCAGGCUUCAGUCGUCAAACGCCGCGGCGAGCGAGUCUGAGAGCAAGGGGUUUACUGCCGAGGUCGACGUUUACGACAUCGCCAAGGACAAGUGGUACCGGCAACCUACUAUCCACACCGGGCCUGGCGCUGUGACGCGCGGCUGCACUGUGGUAGCUGCUGCUCAAGACAUGUCGAGCGUGAACAUCUACUACUACGGGGGCUACAAUGGCCGAGAUAUCGCCAAGGAGUUCAGCGACGACGUCUGGAUCCUCUCGCUUCCGUCUUUCAUGUGGAUGAGGGUCACCAACGGCAGGCAGGGAUACGGGCGCGUUGGCCACAAGUGCUUCAAGCCCUACCCAGACCUGAUGAUGGUGAUCGGGGGCCAAAGGUACCAGCCAACUACCGAACACCUGUGCCUUCAGGACGGCGUGAUUCAGCUUUUCAACCUCACCUCGGCCACGUGGCAAUCGAGCUACGAUCCUGCGAAAUGGUCCAAGUACGGGGUUCCCGCAACCAUUUUCAACAUGAUUGGCGGCACAGCAGAGGGAGGAGCCGACCAGAAGCGGCCCGACCCCUCGGGCUUCGCCAACUCGGAAAUGGCCGCCGCCUUCGCCAGCCCUUACCCCACCCAGAAGAUCACGACGUACUACCCUUACGCCUCGGCGGCGUCCAGCGACAACACGAACUCUAACCUGCCCGGGAACGGCGACGGUGGCUCGGGAGUGCCGAGCUACGUGGGGCCGGUGGUCGGCGUCAUCGGAGGACUCAUCCUCAUAACUGGCCUCAUUGCCGGCUUCUGCGUCUACCGACGCCGCCAUCUGCUGAAGCGCGACCAGGCGGGCGCGAGCGAGGUUGGGACGACGGACGAGAACGGCAACCGCAUCAUGAAAUGGAUGCGCGGCCAGCCGAGCGAGCACAAGGGCCCGCCCACCGUGACGGCCACCGAGGAGACCGCCUUCACGCCGUAUAUGGAGAACGGCCUGCCGAUACCCCCGAAGUCGGUCCAGAGCGUCCCCUCGACCACACCCGCAGCCACCGCAUACACCACGACGUCGCCAUUCCCGGCGGUCGAGAUGGCGGACACGCAUAGGGCAGAACUGAUGGAUACUUCGCACUCGCCCUGCAUCGAGCUUCCCCACGAGCCUCUGUCAGCAGCCGAGAUCGUGAACAAGCACCCACAUUUCGCCCACCAGCAGACCAACGGCGGGUCGAUCCACAGCUCCAACCUCUACUCCUCGAUCGUGCAGACUGACCACGCGUCGGUGACGUCGAGGUCCUCGCCCGCACCCGGCGCCUACCCGGGGCUCGAGCCGGGCGCCCCCGGGCGGCCGGACUCGCCCCCGCUGGGCGGCCCCGGGGGCUACGACACGCUCGGCGACCUGCCCCAGCAGCACCAGCACCAGCACCAGCACCAGCACCAGCAGCCGAACCCGCACGACCAGGGCGGCCCGCUGUCGCCCGUGUCGCGCCUCGAGUCGGGCGUCUCGGGCAUCAGCGACCGCGACCGUGGCCACCUACGCCAACUGUCGGACGAGACCGUCUCGUCGUUCGGCGCCGGCGGCGUCACGGCCGCGCAGGCCAACGCCGUCGUCUCGCCCUCGUCGGCCGUCGCGGGCCCCGGUGGCGGCCAGCUCCACCCCCUGGUCGGCACGCCGCCGCUGGUGUCGCCGCCCGAGUUCGGCGGCGACGGAGACGACUACCUCUCGGCUCGCGCGGCCCAGGCGGCCCAAAGGCCGCCGCAGCCGCCGCAGCGUGGACCGAGCAGCGGCAGCGUGGGCAGCCCGUUAAGGAAGAGCGUGUUCCAUGAGGGCGAGUAGAAGGGUCUUGGGUCGAAACGCUUGGCCGUCCGUCCAUCUUGACUAACUAGUUUGUCAUUUUAAUGUCUUUUUUCCUUCUUUCAUUCUCGCUCUCUUUGUUUCCUCUUUGGCCUCUCUCAUGGCAAUUCCGGUAUAUACCUUUCAUAGUGUCUUGUAUUGGUGUUGUCUCAGGAACCUUGGGUAAAACAACAGAUGGAGCGAUUUCGGCUAGGCUCUACCGUAGUUGAAAUCGAUCAUGUGCUAGGAAAGCAUUCCUAGCUAUAUAAAAAAGGACAGUAAUGUUUUCGCAAGCACAUGAGCGACUUUUCAAUGACACGAAUGCUCCACACUUUCGGGACCGUUGGGGCCUAGGCACUGCGUUAACAAGGCAAGAUGCAGAAAAAGCGGUGCUGGCCUC
This is a messenger RNA of Gaeumannomyces tritici R3-111a-1, 4764 nucleotides long. RefSeq lists its product as hypothetical. The transcript has 5 exons. Lineage: Eukaryota; Fungi; Ascomycota; Sordariomycetes; Magnaporthales; Magnaporthaceae. The coding region runs from base 1701 to 4367 and encodes 888 amino acids. Gene Ontology annotation, molecular function: protein binding. The record is from RefSeq and is a predicted model, not a curated record.